This is a messenger RNA of Poecilia reticulata (guppy), 1369 nucleotides long. The record is from RefSeq and is a predicted model, not a curated record. Lineage: Eukaryota; Metazoa; Chordata; Actinopteri; Cyprinodontiformes; Poeciliidae.
GUCGCCGCCACUUUCUGUUUGCUGCAGCGAGGUGUACUUGCCUCAGUUCGCGCCAAGCUGCGCUGGGGAGAGGUAAGCGCACACAGUUGUCUUGCAAUUGUGGAUUAAAACAUUCAAAAUGUUAUAUAAAAAAGGGUGUGUGUGGGAAAGCCAGAGCCAGGAGCUGCUGCUGAACUUGGUUUUGUUUUAAACAGGAAUAAAUCAUCGUGAAUCCUGAUUCCUGCUUUUUGGCUGUAUAAAAGGGAAGUUCAGCAUUCAAAGUGUAUCCAUUACUUCACUGCAGCUGGAGUGUCACACUGAUCUCUCUGGUCAUGGACAGCGACAAGGACAGCACAGGCAAGAAGCCCAACUAUGGAACAAACCUUACAAGCAACAAAGACCUGAGGAUCGUGAUGGUGGGAAAGACUGGGGUUGGGAAGAGCGCUGCUGGAAACACCAUUCUGGGUCGACAGUGCUUUGAAUCCAAAUGUAGCGCAAGUUCCAUGACCACUGACUGCUCCAAAGGCUCCAGUAAUGUGGAUGGACAGCAGGUUGCUGUCAUUGACACUCCAGGUCUGUUUGACACCAGGUUUGGAGAAGAUAAAACCAGAAAAGACCUGAGUCAGUGCAUCUGCUUUGCUUCUCCUGGACCCCACAUCUUCCUGGUGGUCGUUGCAAUCGGCAGAUUCACAGAAGAAGAAAAACAAUCUGUGCAAAAGAUUCAAGAAAUCUUUGGAGAGGCAGCAGASAGAUACAGCAUGGUUCUGUUUACUCGUGGAGACGACCUUGAAGAUACCACCAUUGAAGAUUAUUUGUCUGGAUCCCCAGACCUUCAGUAUCUGGUGUCCAAGUGUAACAACCAGUAUCAUGUCUUCAACAAUAGGCUGAAAGAUAAGAAACCUCAGGUCACUGAGCUGCUGAAGAAGAUCAGAAUGAUUGUUGAUAGGAAUGGAGGAAGUCACUACACCAAUGAGAUGUUCCAAGAGGCUGAGAGGGAAAUCGAAGAAAAGAAGCAACGCAUCCUGAAGGAGAAAGAAGAGAAAAUACGUAAAGAAAAAGAAGAACUGGAGAGAAAAAUACAARAGAAAUAUGAGAAAAAGAUGCAGGAAAUGAAGGAAGAAUUAAAGGGUCAACUGGAGGAGAUUGAAGCCAUGAAAAAUCAACUAAAGGAAGAGCAAGAGAAAGAAAUUCAAAAGGAAAAAUCUAACCUGCAGGCCGAGUAUGAAUCCAGAGCCAGAGAGGAAGCUGAACUCUUUAAUCCUCUCUAUCAUCUGGGGAAAGCUGUGGAACACGUUGCCCGGGUCUGUCAAAUGAUGUGAGGUUACAUGUUGUCACCUCGCAGCUGGAUAAAGCAGAACUAAUAAGCAUUUCUUUCUUUAUUGUCUUGAUA